Ectocarpus sp. CCAP 1310/34 is the source of this 1963-nucleotide messenger RNA. NCBI's taxonomy places the organism in Eukaryota, Phaeophyceae, Ectocarpales, Ectocarpaceae. The record is from the annotation of a GenBank genome assembly.
CAGCUUGUUUUGUGGACUCAGUCCCUACCCAUCAGUGCGCACAUGGGACCGAUGCGAUUCCCCUGCCUAGUCCUAGUCUCACUGCUUCUAACCCAAGCCCUGGGCUUUGCCUUUGUUGGCUUGCGUCCUCCUUUGGGCUUGAGCGGAACAAGCAGGGCACGAUCCGGCGGAUCAUCAACGUCACACGAGCAACAUCAACAACAUCGGUGCUUGCGGAUUGGUGUUGGAAGCAGAAGCGGGGCGGGGAGGGAGAGCAGUCUUCUUGCAGGCAUCAACGGCGAGGAGGAUGACGUCGAUGUUGUACCUGCAAGGACCUUCGUCUCCGGCAGCAACCAGCCGGAGCGGAUCUGCGUCCUCGGGGGAGGCUUCGGGGGUCUCUACACGGCCCUGAGGCUGCAGAAGAUGCCGUGGCGGGGGCGGAGACCAGUCGUCACGCUCGUCGACAAGCGGGACAAGUUCACGUUCUUGCCCCUCCUUUAUGAGUUUGCCAUUGGAAACGCGGAGCUGGACGAGGUUGCCCCGACAUUCCGCGAGCUGCUGGCGGGCAGCGGCGUGUCGUUCGUGCAGGGGUGCGUUUCCAACAUCGACCUGGAUGGCAAAGGGGUGACGGUUGCUGGCGCCACGUCCGAUGAUCUCGACGGUUUCAUGGUCUCCGACAACGCCGACGAAAGUGAGGACAUCUUGGGGGUGGGGGCGAGAACCCUCGAGUACGACAAGCUCGUGCUGGCGGUCGGAGCGGAGCCGGCGUCGGCAAUCGACAAGGUGCCCGGGGCGAGGGAACGCGCCAUCCCCUUCUACAGCAUAGAAGACAGCUACCGCGUUAAGCAGGCCAUCAUCAAGCUCAAGGCCCUCGUGAGGGAGAAGACGGUGUCGCGGGUGGUCGUUGUCGGCGGGAGUUACGCCGGGGUGGAGCUGUCAUGCAACCUCGCGACGGAGCUGGGCGGCGGGAGGAAGGGGAAAGGCAAAGUGGAGGUCACGCUGGCGGCAGGCUCCGAGGUCCUCGCUAUGGCGACUUCCGGCAACCGCGAGGCUGGGCUGCGGCGGUUGGCGGAAUCCGGAGUCCACGUGAUGAAAGGGGCGAGAGUGUCCGAAGUCAAGGAGGGUGGCGGCGUCGUGCUGCAGCAGGGGGAAGGAAAGGCAAGAACUGGCACCGACUCCGCGGGCGGCGAGGAGAUAAUGGCCGAUCUGCUGGUCUGGACAGCCGGCAGCCAGCCCAGCUCGCUGCUCGAGCCCCUCGACGUUCGGAAGGAUGCCAGGGGUCGCAUCGAGGUCGACCGCAAGCUCCGUGUUGUAGAAGCGGCUGGGAGUGCCGGGGGGGUGGGGGAUGUGUAUUGCCUGGGGGACAUCGCGGCUGUGGAAGGGUUGGAGCUGGGCUGCAACGCACAGGUGGCGCUUCAGCAGUCGGAUUACGUGGCGUACAAUAUCUGGGCGGAUAAGGAGCGAAGGAAGCCGCUCGACUUUAGGUGGGUGUGCGCGGAUGAUAAAGUUGUUCCGGCUUGGGAUAAAAGUAAUCGACUCUAGCUUUGAGGUUUAGCUCCCAUGGUUUUCUUCUCGAUUCAAUUUUUUUGUGUUCGAGUUGUCCAAUUGGAGCAUCCGACUAUUAAUUGUGCGCUUUGACUGCUGUGCCGUGGUGUGACGGUUCGCUGUUCAUCUGCGAGGUCUUAGUGCGUCCUUCUUUUUUACUUCCGGCAGGGUGCAUGAUGUAGGCCCCGUACUGGAUGGCUUGAACUUUGGUGUAUGCGGUAUAUCGACUCGAGGCGUGCCGUAACAUAUGUGAUAAAUAGACAAUCUUCCGUUCGUCUUGUUUUCGUUGCUGCUUGGCCUUGUUUUCUUCAACCCUAGAUUUUUGAAUCUCGGGGAGAUGAUGAACCUCGGCGGGCUCGACGGUUCCUUGACGACGCUAGGCGGUCGGGUCAAGCUCAGCGGGAAGGCGGCGGGCCUCGCGCGACGAGCCGUAUAUGCG